AAAGAGAGGCGGAAAGAUGGCCAUUACAGCUAGUGAUAUGGAGAGACUCUUCUCUCUACUGCUGAGCCCAGACACUGAAGUCAUUAGACAGGCUACAGCUGAGCUCAGGUCCAUAUAUAAGAAUCCUUCUCUCCUGAACUCACUGUGUCACGUGAUGCUUCACUCUGAAGACCCUCACAUACGACAGUUAUCGGCUGUGGUGUUACGUAAGAAACUGGUACAGACUUGGAGACGUUUGUCAGUUGAGGACAGGGAGAGUUUGAAGAAUAUUUUUAUUGAGUCUCUCUCCAGCGAAAUGCACCAAUUAGUAUUGAGAUCUGUAGCCAAUUUGGUUAGUGUCAUUGCUAGUCAUGAGUUCAGUCACAAUCAAUGGCCGGAAUUAUCUCAGUUUAUCAUGAAAAGCUGUCAAAGUGAUGACUCAGCACAACAAGAGAUUGGUAUGCUGGUCCUUAGUUCUGUUAUGGAGACAGCUGCUGUUCAUUUCAACACUCAGUUCAUCCAGCUCCUUGGCUUAUUCUCCUCUGCCCUUGGGAACACUCGGAGUUCAAUGGUUCCGUUUUAUGCUUUGAAGUCUUUAACGUACGUUAUUGAGUAUCUCAAGGAUGAGGAGAUGUCUCAUUUUCGUAAUCUUUUCCCAAAAGCUAUAGAAGCUGUCAAGAAACUUAUCACAAUUGAUGAGGAUAAAGCGUGUGAAGCCAUGGAACUGUUUGAUGAACUGAUGGAGUGCGAACUAUCUCUAAUUAGUGCCUUCCUACAGCAGCUGGUUGAAUUCUGCUUGCAAACUGGUUCUAAUGUCAAUUUAAGUGACGGUAUAAGAGUGAAGUCCCUGUCAACGCUAGGGUUCCUUAUGAGUGUUAAGAAAAAAUCUUUGUUGAAGAUGGGUUUCUUGUCUUCUAUUCUUGAGGUGAUCUUAUCUGUGAUGGUUUCACCUCAUGAAGAUGAUGAAAUUGAAGAUGAAUCUGAUGUCCUGCUGGAUGGACACUCUCAGUCUCCACAGUGCGAAGCAUCUAGGGUUCUUGAUAAAAUGGCGCUUAACUUACCACCUGAAAAACUAUUCACUUCCGUCAUGCAGUAUGUACAGUCUUGGUUACAAGAUGAAGCCACGCCCAUUCAAAGGAAAACAGCAAUAACAGCUAUUGGCGUAAUGGCCGAAGGUUGUGCCGAACACAUCAGAACAAAUCAUUUGAGAGAAUUGGUUCAAGUGAUAUUUGAUGGUUUGAGCAAUCCUCAUCAAAUAGUAAAGAAUGCAGCUCUUUUCUCUUUAGGACAGUUUUCUGAACAUCUUCAACCGGAUAUAUCUCAGUUUAGUUCUGAAUUAUUGCCGGCAUUGUUCCAGUUGCUAGACCACACCCUCUCCUCGUCAGGGACCAAUCAACCCUCAGUCACUCGUAUCUUUUAUGCUGUUGAAACCUUUUGUGAGAAUUUAGGUUCGGAGCUGUUACCAUAUUUACCUAAUUUAAUGGAUAAACUGAUUGUGUUACUAACUGGAGAUUUUAAUGUAGAGUACAAGGAACUAGCCAUUAGUUGUAUUGGAGCAGUGGCUAAUGCAGUUGAGGGAAAUCUAACUCCAUUCUUUCCCAGAAUACUUGAUGUGUUAAAAACGUACAUUAAUUUGCCAUAUCAGCAAGAACUGGUGGUACUGCAAGCCCAGGCAGUUGAUACUCUUGGCAUUAUUGCUAAGACUAUCGGAGCCGAUAAUUUCCAGGGAAUUGCUAAUGAAUGUGUAACACUGGGACUGACCUUGAUGAAUAGCACUGAUCCUGACCUUAGAAGAUCAGUUUAUGGUAUGAUGGCCUCAUUAUCGACCAUAUUAGGACAAGGAUUGGCUCCACAUUUACCAGCUGUCAUUCCCAGAAUGAUCCAGUCACUUCAGUCAACUGAAGGAGUCAAGGCCUACUAUUCAUCUACUGCUGUUUCAUUUCUUGAUUUUGAUAAAGAUGAUGAUCCAGUUUCUGCUGAUAGUACUAAUUUGGCUGAUGAAUCUGUAGAAAGUCUUGAAGACGAGCAGGAUAUUGCCGGAUAUUCCGUGGAAAACUCUUAUCUUGAGGCAAAGGAAGACGCUUGUAACGCCAUUGGAGAGAUUGCAAAUAAUGUCGGCAUUUUAUUUCUUCCAUACAUUGAUGACUGUUUUCAAGAGAUAGCUAUUAACACAGACGACUCCUCCCCUGGCCUCAGGAAAGCAGCUGUAACUUCGUUAGGACUUUUACUUAAAGUUUGGCACAGCCCACAGGCAGUUGAAAAGAUGAACGAAGACGACAAAAGUUCAUUAAAUAUUCUUAUUAAUUCUACUUUGGCCAACAUGUCUGCCAGUGCCAGGACUGAUUCUGAUCCUCUCGUUACCGUGGCAACGCUUGAGAGCAUAGAGCUGGUUCUUAAAAGUCUAAGAGGACGAGAGUUUCCAAUCGAAGGGAAAGUAUGGGCCAGCCUACUAGUCACCAUUGAUGAUAUACUUAAUAAUAAAGCGGAGUGUCAAGAAGAGGAUUGCUGUGAUGGAGGUGACAGUGGGUCUCUGUUCACUGGGGAUACCACUGAGAUUGAGGGACUCUUGUUUGAAUCUGCCGGCUCUUUAUUAGGACCUCUGGCAGCUGUUGUGGGCGGAGCUAAAAUACUACCAUCAAUAAAGCCAAUGAUGACUUUGUUGAUUAAGAAAAUGAUGACGUGUAAAACAGUAGCCAAUCAUUCGUUUGUAAUGGGUACAUUAGCUGAGAUUGUUGAGGGGUGUGGUCAGGCCAUAUCGCCCCUAGCAACCGACCUAUAUCCUUUAUUCAUGAGAGGAUUGUCUGAUAAAAGUGAUGAGGUAUCCAGCAACAGUGUCUAUGGAAUAGGAACUCUAGCAGGAGCAGCUGUUGCUCAAAUCUCAUGUCAUUAUCAAGAUAUACUGCAGGCAGUGUUUGGUUUGGCUAGUACAAGGUCUCAAAAUGGCCGACUGAUGGAUAAUAUAACAGCAGCUGUAGCUCGUAUGAUAGUCAGUGGACCAGAACUAGUGCCAAUGGAUCAGGUGCUCCCAGUAUUAUUACAGAAUGUUCCAUUAAAAGAGGACUUUGAAGAGAAUGUCACUGUAUACAGCUGUAUAUUUCAUCUGCUUCAGUCUGGGAAUGUAACAAUAAUGAAUAAUUUGGAUUUGGUUCUCAAAGCGUUUGCAGCUGAUCUUUCUCCUUCUUCAAAACUGACACCUGAGCUUCAGUCACAGAUCAUCAGUAUCACUAACAUGUUACGUUUUCAAUGUCCUCAACAAUUCGAAGCUGCUUUCGGUUGCUUGCCCCCUACUCAUUCUCAGGUUUUAGCUAAAGUACUAGCGGAAUCCUCAGGACCUUCACCCAGCACUACAAACUAAAGCAAGAUUAUCAGAAACUUUACUAUAAAGAACUAUUGAUUAUUAUACAGAGAGAGAGAGAGGAGGGGGUGUAUAAUAAUAAUAAUCUCUUAUAUUGUAUGUACUUGUAGCAUUGAAGUACACAUGUACCUUCACCAAGAAGUUAUAUACCUUA
Molecule: messenger RNA, 3488 nt
Organism: Amphimedon queenslandica
Lineage: Eukaryota; Metazoa; Porifera; Demospongiae; Haplosclerida; Niphatidae
Product: importin-4-like
Exons: 37
Coding region: 17-3334 (1105 amino acids)
Biological process (GO): protein import into nucleus
Molecular function (GO): small GTPase binding
Source: RefSeq, a predicted model, not a curated record